Molecule: messenger RNA, 477 nt
Organism: Limulus polyphemus (Atlantic horseshoe crab)
Lineage: Eukaryota; Metazoa; Arthropoda; Merostomata; Xiphosura; Limulidae
Product: titin-like
Exons: 1
Source: RefSeq, a predicted model, not a curated record
CCUCUUCCUGCAGAAGAAAAACCAGAAAUAACACCUGUCCCCAAAGAGGAAAAACCUAAAGAAGCAUUUCCUGUUCUUGCAGAAGAAAAACCAGAAAUAAUACCUGUAUCUAAAGAGCAAAAACCUGAAGCAAGAGUUCCUGUUACUGAAAUAGAAAAACCGGAAAUAACACCUGUUCCUAAAGAAGAAGAACUCGAAGAAAAAGUUCCUCUUCCUGAAGUAGAAAAACCAGAAAUAACACCUAUUGCUAAAGAGGAAGAACUUGAACAAAGAGUUCCUGUUACUAAAGAAGAAAAACCACAAAUAAUUCCUACUCCUAAAGAGAAGGAAAAACCAGAAAUAGCACCUAUUCCUAAAGAGGAAGAACCUGAAGAAGAACAACCUGAAAUAACACCUGUCUCUAAAGAAGAAAAACCUGAACAAAAAGUACCUGUUCCUGAAGUAGAAAAACCAGAAAUAACACCCGUCCCUAAAGAA